Mercenaria mercenaria is the source of this 5463-nucleotide messenger RNA. Its product is annotated as sec1 family domain-containing protein 1-like. Gene Ontology annotation, biological process: endoplasmic reticulum to Golgi vesicle-mediated transport; intracellular protein transport. Gene Ontology annotation, molecular function: syntaxin binding. The record is from RefSeq and is a predicted model, not a curated record. The transcript has 2 exons. NCBI's taxonomy places the organism in Eukaryota, Metazoa, Mollusca, Bivalvia, Venerida, Veneridae. Gene Ontology annotation, cellular component: Golgi membrane; cytosol. The coding region runs from base 27 to 1922 and encodes 631 amino acids.
GUCAUAGCCGGUGUCGCUGUACCAAAAUGGCGACCUCGUUGAGAGAAAAACAAAUCGCUUCUUUGAAGCGAAUGUUGAAUUUUAAUAUACCCUUAAACAAAACAAGCAAUGUUGAACCACAGUGGAAGGUUCUUGUGUACGAUCGCUUCGGCCAAGACAUCAUAUCGCCUUUGCUCGGCGUGAAAGAGCUACGCGACAUGGGUGUAACACUACAUCUGAAUUUGCACUCAGACCGGGACACCAUACCAGAUGUUCCCGCUGUGUAUUUCGUUAUGCCAACAGACGAUAAUGUUCAGAGAAUAUGUAGAGACCUUCAGAACCAAUUGUAUGAGUCCUACUACCUUAAUUUCAUCUCUGCUAUCCCAAGACAGAAACUGGAAGAUUUGGCCGGUGCUGCCAUAAACAGUAACAGCGUUCCACAGGUUUCGAAAGUCUUUGAUCAGUAUUUGAACUUUAUUUCUUUGGAAGAUGACAUGUUUACAUUAAGACAUCAAGAUCGGGAGAGUAUAUCAUACUAUUCAAUCAAUCGUGGUGAUGUCAAAGAUACAGAAAUGGAACAAAUUAUGGACACAUUAGUUGACAGUUUAUUUUCUGUGUUUGUUACGUUAGGAACUGUGCCAAUUAUUCGAUGUCCUAGAGGAAAUGCUGCUGAAAUGGUUGGAGAAAAGCUAGACAAAAAGUUGCGUGAAAAUCUUAGAGAUGCUAGAAACAGUUUCUUUACAUCCGACAGUGUUCAGGCAGGGCAGUUCAGUUUUCAACGUCCUCUCUUGGUUCUCUUGGAUAGAAACCUUGACAUAGCAACAAUGCUGCAUCACACUUGGACAUACCAGGCCCUAAGUCAUGAUGUCCUGGACUUUAAAUUGAACCGGGUAGAAAUAGAAGAGGCAACAGAAGUGAGGUCUCCCGGUGGAACGCGGCCUGCCAAAAAGAAAAAAUCAUACGACAUGCAUACUACUGACAGGUUCUGGCAGUUACAGAAGGGCAAUCCUUUUCCCACAGUAGCAGAAGCUGUGCAGGAAGAGCUGGAUGCUUACCGAGCUAAGGAAGACGAAGUCAAAAGCCUGAAGGCUGCAAUGGGUAUAGAGGGCGAGGACGAAUCUGCUAUCAGCAUGCUGUCGGACAAUACAGCAAAGUUGACCUCGGCCGUUAGCUCUUUACCGGAACUCCUAGAAAAGAAACGGCUGAUUGACAUGCACACUAACAUUGCUACUGCUCUUCUCGAUCAGAUUAAAAGUCGUAAGUUGGACGUUUAUUUUGAAACUGAAGAAAAGCUAAUGAGCAAAGCCAUGCUAGAUAAUCUAAUGGAGAUUAUAUCCGAUCCUGAAGCUGGGACACCGGAAGAUAAACUUAGGUUAUUUUUAAUAGCACUUAUCUGUGGACCAACUUUGAGUGAUGCUCAGAUUGAUCAGUACAGUGUUGCACUAGAGGGCGCUAACUGUGAUAUAUCGGCACUGCAGUAUAUCCGCAGAUGGAAAGCUUACACGAAAAUGACGGCGGCACCAAGUCAGUAUGGUGGGGGCGGCACUAAAACUGUGAACAUGUUCUCAAAAUUGAUGUCACAGGGAUCGCAAUUUUUCAUGGAAGGUGUGAAAAAUCUUGUAAUUAAGAGGCAUAACCUCCCGGCAACACGAAUCGUAGAUGCUCUUAUGGAAAUGAAAACGAUGCAAGACAUUGAAGAUUAUCGUUACUUUGAUCCGAAACUUUUGCGAGCUGAUUCCUCUAUUCCGCGAAACAAGUCACCAUUCCAGGAAGCCUAUGUGUUCGUAGUAGGUGGGGGUAAUUAUAUAGAGUACCAGAAUCUUGUAGACUAUGCUAAGGGAAAGUCUGCUACAACACCAAAGAGAGUCGUUUACGGCUGUAGUGACUUGUCAAAUGCGUCACAGUUCCUCAAACAGUUGUCAAGGCUAGGUCAAGAAAUGUGAAGCUGUAGAUAUCAACUUCAAAAUAGUACAAGCUUAUAUUAAGAUUGUCAUACUUGGCAAAGUGUUGGUAACUAACCGUAACAAGUCUGUUUUAAAGAGUUAAAUUAGGUACUUUAUUCAUAACGUUUUUGUGCAUGAUCAACUGAAGAAAACAUACUAAGCUUUUCGAGAAAUCUGAAUUGUCUUGCUAUAUACUGAUUUUGAGUUUACAUUCUUUGAAAAUGUAUUUAUAAAAAAUGCAAGGAAACUAUCAAGGAAGUUAUUUUUUCACUUUGGUAUAUACAUUGUAAUUUUAAUAAAUAUGUUUUCAUGAUAGCCCUGUAAUUGAUUCAAAGUUUUGUCAUAUUUGUCCAAGAGCUAAAAGGACAGAUUGAGGGUCCAUGGAAAGGCUUUUGUGAAAACAAAUGUUCAUUAACAAUUUAUAACAUUAGAAAAUUCAUGUACAUAUUAUAUACUUGUAAAUUGUCUGAUGGGAAAACUCCCAACCCGGUGUUUACAAUCAUUACCGACAUUUGUGGUGUUGCCAAUGACAAAAGUGAAGAAUGAGAGGCUGUACUGACCAGGUUUUACAGGUAACAUCAGGGUGAUGCCUGUAUUUAAUGCCCUGUCAGUACAGACCUGUCAGAUAACGUGCAUGCUGGUGUAAUAAUACAUUGGCUAGAUUAUACAUAAUAGGGACUAUUUAUUUAAAUUGUUAUAAUCAUGUAAUAAGAGUUGACUAAAUGAAAAUAAAUGGUUUUGAGAUUAUUUGGAGAAAACAGGUUGCUGAAAAAAAUAGUAGCUCCCUGUGCCACAACAACUUACAUGUAUAUAUUGAAGUAAAUUAUUUUCAAAUUUCAUGAAAAGAGUGCUAUCAGUGAUUUAAACUGUAAAAUUAAAAAUUUUUGCAAAGGAUUAACUUUUGCUAUACUCGCUAUUAAGUGUACAUAUUUAUACAUUCGCAAAAAUGAAUAUUCUUGAAAGUGCUAUUAUGAUUUUAAAACUACCUGCUCAGAGUUUGGGUGAAAUUUCAGUGUGUUCAUUUCCACUAACUUUGACAUACAUUAUAUAAAAUUAUGAUAAAUGACACCGAAAAAUGUUAAAGUGAGUGAAAGGAAGUGUUGGGUAGUUGUAAAAAGCAAGAAAAUUGUUGAUUUUCUCUGUUAUUUCAAAAGUGUUAUGAAGAUUUGCCCCCCUCUGCACAAUAAUAUUAGUAAUUAAAUAGAAGAAUGUCGUGCAACAUUGGUUUGUCAGUAAGUUUUUACAACAUGUCGCUUUUCACAGCACCCACAUUAUAUGAAUUUUUGAGAGAGAAAAAAAUAUUCACCUAAAAUGUGUGAGCAAGUCGCUUUAAAUAGUACAUUUUUCACAAGCUGGCCAUAUUUGUGAAUAUACUACCAAGCAAACUUCUUUCAAUUGUAAAGUCUUUAAAAUUUGUAAAAUGAAAUUUAAGCCUUGCUAAAACGUUUUAUUUUACUAAUAAUUUUUAAAGGAAGUGCAUGAAUGUGUCAGUAAAUUCAGAGAAUGUGCUUUGCAUUGUUAAUAGGGGUGACUAUUUAUUUGAUAAAGAGAUAUUUAUUAAUUAUCAUUAAUAUUUGGUUAUAAGUGUUUUGUUGUUAUGAUUAGAUGGGGAAUGUGUGUUUUCCAACCAACUCUUGUUCUACAGAAGUUAAGCUGUUUUCUGAAAGAAUGUCAGAAUGGUGUCUUUAAUAAUGAUAUCCAUGAUCAUAAGUCAGUUAAUAUUAAUUUAUACAUUUAUUGACUGGAGAGCCGUUCAAUAAAUGUUUUAUUAUAUGGUGUAGAAAUAAAUUUUUACAUAUUUCAAGUAUUGACUUUAAUAAUCAUAUCUUCUAUUUAGGCUAUGUGGCACUCACACACUGUUUUAUAAACUUAAUGACAUCUUAUUGAAUAAAGAGGAAAACUUGCAAAUGAGGUAUAUAAUAUACAUUUAUAUGACAGAAAAGUCAUUCAAUAAGUGUUUAAUUUAUUACAUGCCAAUAGAAUUCAAAUGAAUUUUGAUAAGAUUUUCCUUCAAGUUUUGACUAGCUAACAGCGCAAACUAUGGACCAGAGAUUUAUGUAAGGAGUCGUGUAAUAAUAUGUAUUUAUAAUUUUAUUCAGUGGGUUGCCAGCCAAUAGUCAAAAAUAUUUACCCAAGUUACAAUGGACAAAGGUCAUAUAGUUGUCCAUCCAUCAACUUGGACAAUACAUUAAAUUUUGUACCAUUAACUGUUAAAAGGGGUGCAUACCAAAAAGAUACUGACAGAAUGGCAAAAAGUAGAUCAUGAUCAGCCUGCACAUACAUGCAGUAUGAUCAUGAUCUGCACUGCUCGCAAAGGUAGAAUCAGUUGUGUCUAGCAUGAAAAGGGUUAAGAAAUCCUGGUUACUUACAAAUUUAAUGUUAUUGCCAAUCUUGACACUUAAUAAUAUUGAUAACUUUAAAUAUAUCUGCUAUAUAUAUUUUUCAAUCCAGAGUAACUUAACAAAAAUGGUGGAGAAAACGGUUUCAUUCUGUAGGUUGUAUUUGCCUCAAAUUUUGUGCUCUAACCUAAUUAUUGUGCACUGAUAUAGUGGUUAUGGUCGCUGACUUCAAAUAUCUUGCUCCUCACAGAUUUGGGAUUGAGCCUCACUCGGGGCAUUGAAUUCUUCAUGUGAGGAAGCCUUCAGCUAGCUUACGGAAAGUCGGUUGUUCUAUCCAGGUGCUGGCCUGUGAUGAAAUAAUGCACAGAUGGGCAUCUUGGGACUUCCUCCGCUAUCAAAGCUGGAAAGUGUGACCUUAAACCCAACAAAUAAAUUGAUUUUCAUUUUUCUGUUGAUAAGUCUAGCAAGUCUUGUUGAAAUGAUUAUUCUAAUAUGAGGAACUUCUGUAAUAAUACAUGCUAUAUAUAUGUCCAGGAACUUGUGAUAAUUGCUAAAACAUUUCGAAUGAGUCUUAAAGGGACACGCCUCCAGUUUAUGUAUAUUUUGAAAGUCAUUUAAUUUAUUAAUUAUUAUUGAUAAUAAAUUGAAGGAAGAUGUUUCAAUGAGUUCUGUUUAGUAUUUGUUUUGACAAACACAGUAAAAUAAUGUGAAACUGUAUAAUUUUGUUGGCACACACUUUCAUGACAUUGGCAGAAACAGCUAUUUAAGUAUGACAGUUGAAAAUAAAAUGAUUUGGAAUUUUAAUAUGUAAUUUAGAUUACAUUUCGUGGACUGAUAAUUAACAAUGAAAUCCACAAAAAUUAGUCCCAAUGAAAAGUAAUGAUUCCACAGUAUGUAGAAAAUGUAGAAAAGCUCCCAAAAGCAUUAGUCACACAGUAGAAAUGUGAAAAUGAGGGAAUAUACAUUUUUUUUCACACAUUUCUAAAAUAUUAACAUUCUGACGAAAAUUUUGAGGUUGGUCCCUUUAACUUCACAUGUACUUGCUUGUUUAAAACUAAACUUUAAUGUUAUGAAUGAUGGUAUAUUACAAUUACUCUCUACUUCAUAGUUAUGAUCAUUAUGAAAAAUGUGCAAUGAUCAGAAGUGGUUAUCAAAUUGAGUUUUAAAUUAGUGAAUAUGAAUAAAAUCAGCUAUAUUUGUAA